AUGUUGCAGGAGGAGGAAUGCAAUAUCCGUUGCCAUGCGGUUGUGCUCCGCAUGGGCGAGAUUUUUGGCGAGUUGGGUUUUGAGUUUGACAGCACGCACCUCGCCAACGACGUUACCGCCGUGACGAAGUGGAACCUCCACGUUGACUUGGAGGGGUUUGACGGCAGCCAAACGGCGUACUUCGACGAGGAAUUGCCGGUGGAAAAGGGGCACAAAGUCGUGAAGCUGCGGUUUAGUAGGUUUUACAUCGUACGCGUGCGGGUGUACUCGGCGGACGCGUUGGCGUGGAGCGCCUGGUCUGCGCCCGUGCGCACCGCUACCAUGCACGCCGUCGUGGCCGUAAUCAAGGAAAUUGGAGAAGACCACGUGCGGGUUCAGUGGAACCGUCCUCUACGAGAUACGACCAAAAUUGUGCCCGAGCGGGACGCUGAAGCAACGCAAAACAUCACUGAUAUUUCGGAUUUUGAGCUGCGUAUCAUUCGUGAGAAUGACAUGCUGCAAGAGUUUUGCGAUCGCUUUGCAACGGGAGUGCGUACUUACACCGUUCGUGGGUUGAAGUCCGGUACCGCCUACAUUGUCAUGAUGCGCUACAGGACGCUUAUCAACACUAUGAAAAACUGGACGGAGGUGGGUCGCUUCUACACUAAACCGAGGAACGUCAUUUCGCUCGUCAGCCGGGGUGAAAAUGUUGUGAAGGUGAGCUGGUGUCUCGGGCCGACCCCUGUGGACGCCGUGGGUUACACGGUCCCGGAGACGACGCCGUACCGCUACGAGGUCUCUUAUGAAGGGGGUGACACCACGAUGAGUCCGGUGCAGCUGCCGGAGCAACAGCACGAGUACCGUGUGGAGGGCCUGUCACCAGGCACUCUGUACACCUUCUAUGUACGUAGUUUUACCGUAGAGGGGAUUUGGGGCAACCGCUCCGACCCGUUUAAGGUGCGCACGGCAGACAUUCCCGAGCUAUCCGUGGCUGCCUCUGGGGAGACUUUUCUAUCCUUUACGUGGAUGCGGGCACAUGACGAGCCCGAGGAGUCCAAGGUGGAGUUCUGCCUCCAGAGCCUUACGUCACGGUACAAGCAGCAGGAAGUUAUCCCUGUGGGUCCACGUGCGGAGGACAAAGUCAUUCACGUGGGAGGGCUGACCGCUGGCACGGAGUACAGCGUCUCCAUACGGACGUUCUUGCAGGGUGAGUGGGGUCUAUGGACGGAGCCUCAGCGAUUCCGUACCCAAUCCAAGCUCACCUUGACCUUUCUUGAGCGCGGCGAGGACUUCUUUACUCUUGCAUUGGAGGAACAAAAUAGGCCUCCAUCUGCAGCGCAUUUAAAUAUUGUGGUAAUGUGCGUUGGCAAAGGGGAUGAGCGGUCGGUGGUGCUGGACAAGGAGAUUGAGCAUACACCAAAUGAGCCAAGUUUCCGUGUGGGUUCAUUGCAGUCCAACACCGUGUAUGAGGUGCAGUGCCGGCGUUGGCAGCACGAUCGUAUUACGGGUGAUGAAGGAUGGGGUGAGUUUACUGCGCCGAUACAAAUGCAAACGUUGCAGCAUUUGGCGUUGCAUGUGUGGGACAUUGGUGAAGAUUUCGCCCAACUUGUUUGGCGUCGUGGACUGUCGGAUACAGCGCCAUCGAAUAGCUUGACGGAGCAACCAGUUCCAGAUUUAAAGUAUGAAGUGGUGGUGGGAUGCGUAGACACGGGGGAUGAUUCUAUUGUCCAUCGACAGGUGCUACAGGCGAACUACACCAUUACCAAUUUGCGUCCAGCCACCACCUACAUUGUCUCCGUCCGUGCCUGCAAUGAGCUGGAUCAGUGGGGCCUGUGGAGCCAAGUGAGGUUGCGUACGCUUGCCUCCGUUGCGACGUCUGUUCACGAGAUUGGGGAGGACUUUGUUCGACUCAUGUGGCAGAGGGAAAACAUUGAUGAUGAGGAGGAUGUUAGGAACAGUGGCAACAAGAGUGAGGACAAUCUACUUGAGGGUACCAGCCGUGUUGUGGAUAGUGUGGCGAGCGCCGACAUGUUUGUCUCCCGCUACGCCGUAUUUGUGUGUAGCCACGAGGAUGGCGAGUCGAUUCCGAGUACAUUGAGUGGAUAUUGCAUUGGGGGAAACUCGGAAGUUGCUUGCUAUGAGAUUGUCACCAGCGAGCAUACGUCGCUGCGCAUGAAUGAGCUCCUUCCAGAUCGCGAGUAUGUGGCGGUUGUGCGAGCGUCAACGGCGACAGGGAAGUGGGGACUUUGGAGCAGCCCGCUACGCUUCCGCACCAACCCUCAAUUCCGCAUCCCUGUCAACAAUCUCACCAUUGGGGAAAACUAUGUCAAUCUUGUAUGGAGCCGCGAUGCCCAUCCAGUGGUGGACAAGGACGUGUUCCUGGGUGACCUCAGUGUGACCGGGCAGCAGCUACGCAUUCACGGUGUGGACACCCCGUAUUCGAAGGACCAUGCGCUUCCCGCGGAUAUGCGUGAGCUGAAGAUUUACGGCCUUUCUCCUGCCAAAGCGUACACCAUUCAAAUUCGUGUGUGUGGCAAAGGGGGUGAUUGGGGACGUUGGAGUCCCCCGGUGCAUAUUCUUACCCGUGGCACCAUCCUGACAAGAGCCGUGGAGGUCGCCGAGGACUACAUUAUUAUUACAUGGGAACGCCGGAAGGUGGCGAAUCCCAAAAAUUACCCCACUGGACGGGGCAUUGUCACCUCCUACCAUCUGCGUGUGUACAACAGCGCUGGGAUUCACUCCGAGGUGUUUCUUGGCGACGGCGAUUCUCCGUACCGUAUUUCCAACAUGACGCCAGACACGUACUACUGUGUCGAGAUGAAGGCCAACUACAACGACGAGGAGUGGGGCCUGUGGAGUACCCCCAUGUGGUGCCUCACGAUGAAGACGUUGGAAAUUAAGACCAAACUCAUUUCUGAAGAAUUCUGCUGCAUUGUCAUUCGGCGGCCGUUUCAACAGAAACGGCUCCCAGAGGACGAUGGCAACCGCACCGGCGAUGACCGCAUUGUUGCGUUUGGGCAAUUUCGUCCAAAUCUUAUGCUUUGUGUCACGUCACCCAUCCUUAACCCGACACCGCAUAUCUCUACAGGCACCAUGCGGCCCCGCAUCCAAAAUUCCUCUUUGCCUCCCGACGCCUCCGACCACCGACUCAUCUACCAGGCUGAGAUCCUCUGCGCCUCUGAUGACACCGACCACACCAUCCCAAACUUGCGCUCCAACAUGGUGUACAGUGUAUCGGUGCGCUCGAAGCUUGUAAACGGUGAGUGGGGUAUUUGGUCGCAGCCCUCACUGUUAUUCGCAACGGUUCCUUCGACUCAGGUGGAGUUUACAGAUAUUGGCGAGAAGUUUGUGAAGGUGGAUUGGAAGCGAAGCCGGCAACGGAUUCCGCCACAACUGAAAGAUCCUGACGCUGUGAAAUGUGGGCUUGGUACGAUUAGUGCCUCCCGUGUGAAGGUGCGAGAGAUUGGUGGUUCAUUCCAGCAAACGUAUGAGUUGAAUAAUUCAUUGACUACGCUGCGCAUGGAUGGCCUUUCCCCCGCCUCUACGUACGCUGUUUCUGUACAGACAUACAAUGACAACUAUGAGUGGGGUGUUUGGAGUGACGAGGCAAAGGUUCGCACAAUUCCCGGUAUGGAUAUUGCUGUGCAGCACAUUUCCGAAGACGCAGUGUGGGUUGCUUGGGGGCGCAAGUUAGAUGUAUCGAAUUUUGUAAACUACGACACGGCCCUUAACGUGGACGUUGUCCCUUCGGCCUACGAGAUAAGCAUCAUUGGUGGUGGCCAAUUUAAAUACACAAAGGAGAUGAAUACCAAUACGCUAUUUUUUCGCGGUCUACAACCAGAUACGGUGUACGAUUUUCAGGUCCGGGCGCAGUCCUUUGGAAAUCAGGAGUGGGGACUUUGGUCUACCCAGCCAUUUCGCACAAAACCUCGACUUCGUGUGACCUUUGGAAAUGUGGGUGAACACUUUGCCAUUGUGGAGUGGCGCCGCCAUCUGCCUAGUUCGAUUGGGGAACGUGAUGUCAACACCGUCGUAGAGUCCGAGGAUGUGGUCCGGCAAUUUCGACUGAAGGUGGAGCGUGCCGGCAGCAAGGUUCCCUACGUGUAUGAUUUGAGCCCAUACAUCAGCAGUUUUUGUCUUAAGGAUCUGCGACCCUCGUCGGAGUACCGUGUGUGGCUUUGUGCCAAGGGAUUUGAGGGUGUUUGGGGAUUCUGGAACGAGGAGGCCCGAGUUCGCACGUUGCCCAAACUGGAACUUGAUGUUACCGCCAUUGGUGAGGACUAUGUGACCGUGUCCUGGAAGCGCGGAAAAUGGGUGGGUGAGACUGUGGGCCACACGGAGGCGUCUGUGCAGGAGAUGGAAGGCGCCGUGAGCGGCUACAGGGUGCGGGUGUUGGAUGAGGAAGGGACAGAGGUGGUGUCGCGAUUCGUCGGAUUUCGGGAAACCUCCUGUACCCUUUCGCCUCUCAAACUGUCGAGCGCCCACUCCGUCGAGGUCGCGGCGAAGGACACGUAUGACGAGUGGGGUUUGUGGAGUGACGCAAAGCGUUUUCUGACGCUUGAGGCGGUGGACCUGCGGAUUCUUCGUGUGGGUGAGGCGUUCGCAGAGGUGGAAUGGGGUCGCCGCCGCGACCUCUUGCGCCGUCGACGAGACAGGCGUGGUGCCGUUCGGCGACGCAACUCCCUUUUGCCGUUGGGGGAUGAUGUCUUUGCCAGGACCGUCGACACGUAUACAGCGGAGGUUGCACACAGUGAGGGCGUGGGCGUCUCCCUCGAUGACGACAGUGACGCCGAGAGGGAGGCAUCGGGGGCUGGCCUGGGAUGUGGUGCCUCCAACGGCAGUCCACGUGAUCCAAAUGUGCCUUACUCUGGUGAAGCACACGUUGAUGAGGAGGGGCAUGACAGCUAUGAGGGCGGCAGUGGAAAUGAAGUUGAGGCGAGGGAAGAGGAGGAGGAGGAGGAGGAAGAAGAAGAAUAUGAGGAGGAGGAGGACUACUACUACGACGAUGCCCUCCUUCACGGUGACAACGGUGUACUACAGUGGCACCUACGUGUUCAGGGGCAACGCGUGUUUGCUGGCCAACCCGGUGCCGAGGACGUUGCAGAGUUGUACGUCCCCGCAGACGAGCUACAGCGCGUUAUUAGCUCUUUGCUGCCGUAUGCCGUUUACUCGGUGUCUGUGCGGGGACAAGACAAGGGAGGUGCGUGGGGUCACUGGAGCCAACCACGCAAGUUGAUGACAUAUCCUCUGCUGGCACUCACAGCCGACAGUGUAACGGAGACAUUUAUUUACGUUUCAUGGAGCCGACCUCCUGCAAAACAGACGUUACCCGAAGGGUUUAUAUGUUUUCCCCCAAUGACAGACAUACACAAUUAUCAGGUGCACAUUGAACCGCUUGCAACAGAGCCACCGUUUGAUGAGCAGGAUGAGCCUCUUGUAAAUGGUGCACGGGUGUAUGAGACCUCUCAACCAUCUCUGCGGUUGUUUAAUCUUGCUCCGGGUGUACGCUACCGUGUCGUGGUUCGGGAACAGAUGAUUGACGCACAAGGAGAUUUUGUGCCCGACACGUGGGGAUGCUUUUCCGCGAUUCAGGUGGUGGAGACUAUAAAUCCAAUGCGUGUCGUCCCAAUUGAGAUUGGGGAGGACUACUGCCUUGUGGGGUGGCAUCGCAUGCAGCGUGUGGCAGACAUGGCAUCAGAUAUUAGUCUUGUAACGGGUCUGGGGAAGGUCACGGCGUAUGAAAUGCGCGCCGUGCGACUGGAUGAGAAGGCAAAGCAGAAAUACCAUGGACCACUAGCACUUGAUACCAUCGUCUCUCUGGAGUCAAGUGAGACCUCCUACCACCUGGGGAAUUUGGUAAGCAAUACCAUCUACGCCUUGAGCGUCCGCGCGCAGACGGAGGGCUACUGGGGUCCUUGGAGUGCCACCACGAAGUUUGUGUCGCAGAGUCGCCUGCAGGUAAAGGUGCGUGCCGUCUACGAAGACGUUUUUGUCGUCAGCUGGAGACGUCCGCUCCCCGAUUGGGCGCUCUCACGCGCCGAUUACGCUAGCCCCGGCGGCGUGGCAAGGUCCCCUUUUCCACGGCGAAAGACAGACAUGGAGGUUGUGGAGAAGGAUGCAGUGGAGCGGGAAACACAAGACGAUUGCAAAAACAACAGGAGCGACAGUAAUAGCAACACUGGCUCUCUCUUGGAGAAAAGCGGUGACGACUUUGACUCCGUCUUGAUCUGUGACUACUCUGUGGAUCGGUAUGAAUUGUACGUGGAGGGGGUCACGUGUGACCUGCAUCAGUGCCUGACGUUGCCGAAGGAAAAGAUGUCUGCGCGCAUCACGGGGCUGGAGCACAAUCAGAUUUACUCUGUAUGUAUACGAUCGCAGAGUGAGAAACAGCACUGGUCGAUGUUGUCACGGCGGGAGUCGUUGCUAACACUCACACCCAUGUGUGUUGAGCUGUCUCACUACACAGAAACGAUGGUGUUGCUGCGCUGGUUUCGUGCCCCGCAGGACAUCAUGGAGUACGACGCUCUGUUGCAAAGUCGCCGUGCGGAGGAGGAGCGACGGUGCGACGAACGUGAGCGGCAGGAUCUUUUUGAGUUAAAACGACGUGCGCAAGAGAUGGAGGAAUCUGCAGAGCGCAAGUAUUUGAGUGACCACUUGGCGAUGCGGCGAGAACACAAUGCCGCACGUCGCAUGGACGCGGUGCAUCAUCUACAGGCGGAGAACGUUGCCCUGGGCGACGCUGAGGUGACGGGCUAUCAGCUUAAGUUUAUGGGGGAGGUUGGGGGAUGCAUGCCGUCCAUUCCAGGACUCCACCGCAUGCUGCUGCAGCAACGCAUGCCGCACUUAGCGCGGCGGCGGCAACCAGAGAACACGAAGAAGGUGCCAAGCAAACAGCGACAACAAAUAAGCCCAGAUGCUAACGCUGACCGCAUUGCGAGUGACGCAGGGACAGGAGGAGGGCGCGUGUCACCUGCCACGACGGGUGACGAGGGGCUUGCCAGGGAGGAGGCCUCACUCAUCGACGUCCAUCUGGGCUCACAUGUCAUGAGUCUCACAGUGAAGGAUUUAGCGCCGUGCGCCUCGUUUGCUGUCCAGCUGCGCGCCCGCAAUGCGGCGGGGGAUUGGUGUCCGUGGAGCCGGCGCGAGAGUUUCACCACACUUAAGCCCAUCGAACUUCACCAGAAUCGCUUUGGUGAGCACUACAUCAACUUGUAUUGGCAUCGCCUUUCUGCCGCGUUCAUGCAGAAAAUGGAGGAUGAUGAGGCGCAGCUGCAGGAACUCAACAAAGGGUUCAGCCACAUGUCACCUAAAGACCUGGAGGACAAGAAACGGGAGCUGCCAGAGUCGGAGUACGAUGCGCUUCUGGAGGGACUUAAGGGCUGGCGUGAUCUGAAGCGUUACGUGGCAAAUGUGCGAUCGCAGCUGUCACGUGGGCUUGGGGAGGUGAUGGUGCAUGAGGCAACUCCGGUUAAGGGGUACCAGUUGCGCAUCAUCCACGAAAGUGGGACCUUUUUGGAUUACUACAUCAACGGUGCCACCUGCGGCAACAGCACCAAGAGCAACAGCCACGACGCGAAUGACGACGUCACCACUGAGACGGCCACGUCUGCCACCAUCGACACCACAAGUUCGAUCCACUGCGCCUACACUGUGACUGGGCUGGUGUCAAAUACCAUGUAUAUUGCUCUGUUGUGCGCCGACUACGGCUUCGCGUGGGGACCGUGGACACCACCGCUUCGAUUCAUGACACAAAAUCUUAUCCAACUUUCCAUUACGUACAUCUCGGAGGUGUUUGUUGACGUUGAGUGGUAUCGUGCCCCCAACAAGACCCUUCCACCUGAUGAUCAGAACACCGUAGUGACAAGCGACGUCGUCUCAAGCGAGGCACGUGUGUGUCAGGUGCGCAUCACCUGGGAAGACGAGGAAAAUGAUGGUAAAGUAAUGGAGGAAUACCGUACAAUACGUUCGUUUAACGUGUUUCGCAUUGACAAGCUACGCACAGACACAAAGUACACCUUUGCCCUACGUGAGUGGGAUGCUGAAGGGGAUUGGGGUCUCUGGUGUGCCCCAAGGACGUGCGUGACGCUGCCUGGAAUGCAAACAACUGUGAAGGAACUGGGCGAGGACUGGGCUGAGAUCACAUGGUGCCGCAAAGAGCGAUGCGUUGACUACGACGAUGACAUCGAUGUUUUGCAGUACGACCUGGAAAAGGUUUCGUACUACCUUCGGGUUCAGGAGCUGCCUGAGACCGAUGCAGAGGGCGAGGCACAUGUGAUACCCUCCGAAGAGAUGCGAGAGGGCUCUGCGGAUGUGGUAUUGUUGGAUGAGAUGGAGGAUAUAUUCGCCACUACCCAGAUUAUGCACGGCGUCUUGCCGAGACAGGAAUACCCUGUGGAGUUUGUGGGAGAGCGGUAUGGCCUUCAGUACCUGCUUAGGCGUUUUGACAAGGACACCAUGUCUUUUCGGCUUGAGAACUUACACCCAGAUCGAUUCUACAACGUGCAGGUGAUGUGUGAGACGCCGGAGGAGCGCCUGGGUGCGUGGAGCAGUGACAGGCACUUCAUCACCAUGUCGAAGAUUAAACUCUUAACCCAGAGCAUUGACGAGCAGUACGUGGAUCUCUCCUGGCAACGUUUGCCGCCACGUGAGCACCCACUGCUAAACAUGAGUGAGGUGUUUACAGGACAUUAUACGACUAGCGCAUACGUGUUGGAGGUGAAGGGUGCCGAUGGAUUUUAUAUUUGCGAGCAGUUGCAGGGGCACCUGAACAACUCUUACCACCUAAAGGGCCUCACGCUGAAUACGGUGUAUAGUGCCAGGGUGUACUCCAUUAAUGAUGAGGGUGUGCAGAGUCUGUGGUCGGAGAUGUUGCACGUCGCGACGCUUGACCGAGUGAAGGUGCAACCAACCGAGAUCUCGGAGCAGUCCAUCAUGCUGGAGUGGGGGCGUGAGGAGCAGCGACCGACGUGUGCGGAGACUGGCGACGAAUACGACCCCACAAUUUGUGUUGGGAGCCGGGAGUCUGGCAACUAUAUCUUGCGUGUCUACCAGGCUGGGGAUUCCUCCCGUAACUUGUUGCUUGAGAAGAGCUUUCCUGGCAGCGUGUGUAACUUUUUGCUGGUGUCGUUGACACCGAACACGCCGUACGUCGUUUCCGUGCGGGCGGCAAACCUCCUUGGGGAGUGGGGGAUGUGGUCGGAGGAGCGGUGCGUGUACACUAUGAAGCUCAUCUGCGCAGAGAUUGCCGCCGUGGGGGAGGACUACAUCCGAUUCUCCUGGACACGCGAGGAACCUGACGAACUGCAGAUUGGGGGGGACGGUCAAAAUUCCCCUCGACAGUUCAAGAAUGACGGGAACGACGUCUCCGUUGUGGAGUUAGGCGAAGAGGAGGCCACUGUCGCUGCAGGCGAUGCGAACGAGAACAGCACCCCUCGCGAGAGACGCGUCAGUGAAACUGUGGAGGGUGUCACGGGAAGUAACACGUCGCAUCUGCUUUUAGAGGCGAAUGCGGAGGACGGCUUCCAGCACCCGCAGCCCACGCGCAACGUCAUCCGCAAAAAGUACCCACUAAUGGACCGUCCGGAGCGAAAGACGGCGGUGUACCAAAGCGCGAAGACACGUAUUGAGAUGUAUGCGGUGAGUGUGCGGGGUUCAGAAGGGGGUGAGGACUACACCAUUGAGGUGCCUGGGGAUGCCACUAGUUUUACUGUUCCAUCACUGCGACCGGAUACACGCUAUUCGCUGGCGGUUUCUGCUCGCUACAGUAGUGGCGAGUGGGGCGUCAGCAGCGCGUACGUCACCAGCGGCACGCUGAACCUCAUCACAGUGGAGUUGCGGGGGCUUGGCGAGGAUUACUUGACUGCUACAUGGAAGCGACUGCCCAUCACGUAUGACGCAAGCACGGUGAGUUUUGGGCGCAGUGAGGACACUGUCUUUUACGAACUUGCGGUGCAUGACUUCACGGAUGUUUCCUUUGGCGAGGAGGACGCGGAAGAGUUGCCGCCCCGCUUGUGGAGUACCGUGUUUGUGCCUGCGAAGAUGCGGUCAUGCACCGUCAGGGACUUACUCUCCCACCACCGCUACCGCGUCUGUGUUCGACGCUGGUACAAACCGCUUGAGGCAUUUGUGAAUGAUGCCUCAGUUGAAAUUCCGCGAACGGAUGAAGAGCAGGUGCUGGAGGGGAUACAACGCAACCAUGGCUCGCCUGGAACGUGGGGCGAGUGCCUCUACGAUGUGACGCUGCGUGAUAUGGUGUGCACCAUGGAGGACAGUGCGGAGGAGUUUUUUGUGGUGCGGUGGGAGCGGGACCCCCGGGCACAGGCGUUGCCAGUCCGUAACCCAUUUGCCCAGAUGCCUGUGCAGGGUUAUCAUCUGCGUAUUGACGAGGUGGCGCCGGACGGCGCUGUGCUUGACGCGAGUGCAGAUCCCGUCCAUAUUGAUCAGUCGCUUGAUGCCCACGAAACCUCCUACACCGCGCAGAAUCUUCGGCCCGACAGCUUAUACCGCAUCGAUGUACGAUGCCGCGUGGACAACAACUGGGGUCACUGGAGUCGCAAUCUGUUUGUGCGCACGCUGCCUAAGCUUGUCAUUGAUACUGUCAAUAUUGGUGAAGACUACGCCUUCUUUUCCUGGCAACGACCACGUCGUAAUUUGCUCCUUCCUGAUGGCACCGAGGUGUUUUGCGGGAGCGGCGAUAACAUUGACCGAUUCCACCUCGAGGUGGUGGGACAUGGCCACAGAUUUCAUGUAAGCAAGAAGUUCAAGGUAACACGUAACACCUACCGCGUAAAACAUCUAGAGUCAAAUAACGUGUAUUCUGUGGUUGUGCGGUCGUGCGACGCGAGUCGUGAUGUGUGGAGUUUGUGGAGUGAUCGUGUCUUCUUCGCUACGCUGAAGCCGAUGCAGUUGACUGUUGGGCCUGCGGCGGAGCAAUUUGCCUUGGUGGAGUGGAAACGUGAGGAGCAGACACCUGAGGAGUACACUGAAAUGGUGGGAGAGGGAGGCGGUGUUGUUCAGCUUGGAAACCCCGAGGUGAUUGCGUACCAUUUAUGCGUCUUCUCCAACCAACACACCCCCUCUGUCGCUGCGGUUGACAAGCAGUUCCCGAAGGAUGUUACCCGCUACUGCUUUGGCUCUCUCAAGGCCGACACGCCCUAUGUGGCGAUUCUGCGCUCCUGCAACAAGGAGUCACGUUGGGGUCUUUGGAGCAAAGAGGGAUGCUUCCGCACCCAACGAAUAUUGAGUCUCUGCGCGGAAACCGUGGGCGAAAACUGCGUGCGGGUAAAGUGGGAGCGGGCGGAGGUGGAUUGCUCCGACGAUGGACGCAGUGCCGGCACGAAGGCGGAACCUAUCGUAUACCAGUUGCUGCUUAAGACGGGAUCCGAGACUAUUGAGCGUCUUGUUCACCACAGCGAGUGUGGGGUGACAGAGGACGAUUUCAAGCUGCCCACCUACGUCGUGGAGGGACUCACCCCAGCGACAAACUACCUGAUGGCGCUGCAGCCGGGCUACGAGGAAAACCGCUGGGGCUUAUGGACCCCCUCCAUCAGCUUUAAGACGCGGCCGCCCAUUAGCAUCACGGCCACUACUAUUGGCUCAAACCGUCUGGUGCUUGCGCUUGGCCGUAACCCCGAGAUACCGUUAAGAGAGGAAGGUCUUGUAGAGGGAGGGAAUGAAAGUCCUGAGCGUGUGGUUCCAUUGGAGAGUGUUGUCAGUUACCAGCUGGUACUUUUCAAGCUGAUUGAGCAGCACACGGAACCUGAAAGGGAGCGUGGAAGUGACACUAACGUUUUCGCCAGUCUUUUUCCUUCCUCUACGGGAGCACCACCAUCUGCAAUUGCCGCUUCAGCUCAUGACAAUUCUACUCCUGCAGAUCUCGCUGCCAGGAAUCCUGAGAUUUCUGGUGCGAUGGAUGCAGAGCGGGCCGCGGUUGCGUCUCGUACGGCCCAUGUUGUUGCUGCAGAUCAAACGGCCGACGUGCCUGUUGCCGUUGCUGAUGCUGAUGCUCGUACAAAUGACACUGAUGACGGGUCUCCUGUGGUCAAGGAUCGUGUUGCCGGUGUGGUGAUAGAGGACGAUGUUUCCCCGCACGAGUGGCGUGAGCGGGGGAGUUUAUCACGCAGUGCCCUCAUGUUUCUGCCGGCGAAAAAGGAGAAUGCUGUCCUGGAGCGCGAGUUUGAGGUGAACAAGGAGGAUCCAACCAAUACCAUCUGUGAGCUGGAGGAGCUGGAAAGCUCUGUCUCGUACAAGGUUCGCGCCCGUGCUCUGGAUGAAAACGGGAUGUGGGGGGCGUGGACGGAGUUGACUGUCGAAACGGUACCUUUUCCGCCCCAUUCCGUGGCGCUACACCGCAUCAACGCUCAGUUCUGCAUGUUGCAGUGGGAGGCCCCCGAUAACCACCACCUCUACCGCUACGUGGUAGAGCAGACAUGUCCGGCGUCUGAAACCCGCGGGAAGGCAAAGGGUGGAGCGGAGUGGCGGGUGGCUGAUGUUGUAGAGGAGACCUUCUGCCGGGUCCGGUUUAUUGUCCCGCCGAAUAAGAUGCGUUGCCGCGUCAAGGCAGCGCGGGUAGGCGAGGGCCAUGACUUCAGUGAGUUCUGUGAACCCGUGAAGCUUUCAAGCGGCGUCCCACCGGAGCCGGUGACGAACCUCUGUGUCACGGCCAUUGCACGCAACUUUAUCACGGUGGAGUGGGCACAAUCGCGGUCCGAGAUUGCUGGCACCUUACGCCAGGCACGUACCUUGACGUACCGCGUCUAUCUCGCCGUCCGCGACAAGCCGCCGAUUCUUGUGACCACCGUCCCCCAGACCACCAGUUACACGCUUGAGGAUCUGGUGCCCUCGACGGCGUACACGAUUCAAGUUGUGGUGGAAAAUGCGGAUGGUAUGAGUUACAACAACCCCAUGGUUUCUGCUGUGACGAGAAGUGAGCAGGAUGAGACAGUUCUGCGACAGGAAGAGGGGCAACCGCCCCUUGGCACUAUUGUGGAGCCCCUGUCUCCCAUACGGUGCACCGCCCUGCCGGAGAUUCCUUCCGCCCGCCCUACACUGGCGCCGCGGCCGCCGUCGCGUUCUAAGCGGGCGAAGAGCCGUGGUAGAAGCACCACUAGGAAGGCGUCUUUGUCUCCUAAUGACAACCGUGGUGCCCUUCAGGCUUUGCCCCACACCGGCUCAGCGUCGAACCCGAUGGGCAGCAGCGCAAAACGAGGGACGCGAGACAGGUUACCAUCCAUAAGAAGGACGCAUUGA
Molecule: messenger RNA, 13227 nt
Organism: Trypanosoma rangeli
Lineage: Eukaryota; Euglenozoa; Kinetoplastea; Trypanosomatida; Trypanosomatidae
Exons: 1
Coding region: 1-13227 (4408 amino acids)
Molecular function (GO): protein binding
Source: RefSeq, a predicted model, not a curated record